Messenger RNA from Symbiodinium sp. CCMP2456, 942 nucleotides. NCBI's taxonomy places the organism in Eukaryota, Dinophyceae, Suessiales, Symbiodiniaceae. The record is from the annotation of a GenBank genome assembly.
AUGUCUGGGCUACAGUGGCUUCAUGCGGCUGCUGCCUCACAUGGUCAGAGCAUACGAGUUCUUUUUUGGAAUGUGCUGGCUGACUGCUUGGCAAAAAGCUCGCCGCUGCUAAGCUUGCAGCGUGGCUUUCGAUGCGAGGCGGAAGUGUUGCGCUGGGAGCGCCGCCGUGAGCAGGUCAAGGAGGAGAUUCUGCGGCAUGAUGCAGACAUCGUGGGACUCUGCGAAGUGGAUCAUUUUGAUGAUUUCUUUGAGCCGGAGCUUGAACGAGCCGGCUUCCACGGAACAUUCAAGCGAAAGCGCAGUCCAGCUAAAGAUGGAGUCGCUGUGUUCUGGAGAGCAGACAAGUUCGAAGAAGGUGUGCGGCGCACGAUCUUUCUGGAGUAUGGCCGGCAGCGCACCAAAGCUGCGCAGGUAGCAGUGCUGCAGCGCUUGUGGCCUAGGGAUCGGCAGACCGGUAAGGGCAGUAAGGGUAUCGUGGUUUGCGCGGUGCACUUGCGGGCAUCAGCUGACGAUGGCUUCCGGGUGCAGCAAGCGUCUGCACUGAUAUCGGCUUUACAGGACUUCUCCCGGGACGACGAGCAGAUCAUCCUGGCAGAUGUCAACAGCAAACAGAUGAUGGGGAGCAGCCGCACAGAGAUCGCAAAUGUCUUCGACUACUUUGCAGCUUGCGGCUUUGAGUGUGCAUACACAGAUCUCGGGUUACAGCAUGGACACAGGAUCCCCAAGUACACAACUUGGGCCGGCUGGGCAUCAGGCGAUUUCAAGGCUACCUGCGAUCAUAUCUUCGUGUCUAAGGGACUCCAUUCUCAGGCUGUCCUGGAUGUCCCCGAUGCAGACGAACUUGCUGAAAACUUCCCGGAGAGACUACCAAAUGAGUUUUUCCCGUCUGAUCAUAUGAGCUUGAUCGCCGAUUUAGUAAUUCCUGACAGUAGGCCUGUCUGA